Molecule: messenger RNA, 5257 nt
Organism: Polypterus senegalus (gray bichir)
Lineage: Eukaryota; Metazoa; Chordata; Cladistia; Polypteriformes; Polypteridae
Product: rabphilin-3A-like
Exons: 24
Coding region: 710-2854 (714 amino acids)
Biological process (GO): intracellular protein transport
Cellular component (GO): membrane
Molecular function (GO): small GTPase binding
Source: RefSeq, a predicted model, not a curated record
AUGAUCAUGUGUUGUCUGCAUUGCAAAGUCAACCUUGUGUCCACUCUGUGAUGGAUUUUUUUUCUCUCUCUCUCUGUCUCUCCUUAUUCUUGAAAAAAUAAAUAGAAAAUUCAGCUAAUCAGCAAUCUGCCUCUAAAUGAGAACUGUGAAGUUCGAGCUUUGUUUUAUCAUGCACAAAGGACCGUGUAGAAAUCUACAGUGGAAAGGCCAUUAACCAAUUCUGCUCACAAAAAAAGGUGCCAAGUACUAAUUUGUGAGCGCUGCAGCAAUGCAAAUGGUCUGUGAAUGCCUCGUCUGGCCACUUGUGCUUUCUUGUUCCUUUUCUCGUAUGCCUUCAUUUUUAUAGCACGCUCAAUGCAGCUCUCUUAACUUGGCUGUGCAAGCCUACCCUCCCAUCUUUGCUCUUCAGCUUUUCUGCAGUAGUUACAUUCCUCUCAAAACACACAGUCAGCCCCCCACACCUUUCUGAGCUCUCCAACUCGAGUCUGCAGUGCUGCUGGCUUGGAGGCAGCUUGCAGCAAAGCGAGAUGGAUGAAGCCUAUUGAUUUUCUGCUCCCCUCCUCCUGAUGGAGAGCCCUUGAUAGGAAAUACCCAGCUGGUAAAGGAUUACAUGACUGAAGAGUCCGAGGUGCUGUUGUGUUUGAAGCUGCAGCUGCAUUAAGACCACACCUGAGGGACCACUCUGGAAAGUUCACCUUUAGACUUCGCCAUGACAGACACUGUGUUUGGAAGCAACACGGAUCGCUGGGUGUGUCCCAGUGACAGACAGCUCACCCUCCGAGCCAAUGAAAAGGAACAGCUAGGUGGCGGCUGGUCAGUGCACUCCAACCAGACUGAACGACAGAGGAAGAACGAGGAGCUGACUGAUGAAGAGAAGGAGAUCAUUAACAAUGUGAUAGCAAGAGCAGAAAAGAUGGAGGUCAUGGAGCAGGAGCGCAUUGGGCGACUGGUGGAUCGUUUAGAUACUAUGCGCAAGAGUGCUCUUGGAGAUGGUGUAUCACGUUGUGUGUUAUGUGGAGAACAAGUUGGCAUGCUUGGCGUGGCUUCAGUGGUAUGUGAAGACUGCAAAAAGCAUGUUUGUCAGAACUGCGGAGUUGAGUCGAACAGCAGACCCCGCUCUGUGUGGUUAUGCAAAAUCUGCAGUGAACAAAGGGAGGUUUGGAAGCGCUCUGGAGCAUGGUUCUUCAAAGGUUUUCCUAAACAAUUCCUUCCAUCACCAAUGCCAAUCACCAAGCAAAAAGAAAGUACUGGACAAAAAGACUCUCCUGUUGCGGAGUCUUCUGGCCAAGAACAAAGAGCUGGCAGUUAUUCUCGCACCCAGAAUCAGGGGCCUGCAGAAUUGCCAUCCCAACAAUCAGAACUAGAAUGUCAAGGUGAACCAGAGGAGAGAAGACCCAUGGGCAGACGAGCAGUGAAAUCUCGUGAUGCCAGCCUCCACAGUGCUGAGCCAGGUGGAUACAGUUCGGAAGAAGAUGGUACUGCUGGCGCCUAUCGAGCUGCCAGAAAGGGGCUGAGACCCCAGCGUUCUGAGCCCGGCACAGAGAUUGGCAGAGGAAGUUAUCCACCAACGAACCGAAAAGCCCAGGAUGUCCGUGCCACUCCCAGCAGUAACGAGUAUCCUGCCGCAGAAUCUGAAGCACGGGAGGCAUGUUUUGACAGUGCGGACAGGGAGGCUAACCGGAAUCCUGUAGCUGUUAAAAGAGCUACUUCUGUGCAGGCACCUCGUCCAGCACCAGUGGUCCAGGCAACUCAGCCAGGGGUAAGGAGUGCACAGAGUGGUCCACCUUCUCGAUACCUUGAGCAGAAGCCAGGUGGUGCGCCAGCAGCUGUUGUACAGCCACAAAGUGUACCGAGAGAGGAGAAGAGGCAACCAGCUCCACCUGCGCAACUCCCACCUGAGGAAGAUGAGGAGGAUGCCAACAGCUAUGACUCUGAUGAAGCCACAACUCUGGGCUCCUUGGAAUUCAGUCUGUUAUAUGACCAAGAAAACAGUUCCUUAAAUUGCAGUAUCAUUAAGGCAAAGGGUUUGAAGCCAAUGGAUUCCAAUGGAUUAGCUGAUCCGUAUGUCAAAUUGCAUCUUCUGCCAGGAGCCAGUAAGUCUAACAAGCUGCGCACAAAGACGCUAAGAAAUACACGCAAUCCAAUUUGGAAUGAAACCCUAGUUUACCAUGGCAUCACAGAUGAGGACAUGCAGAGAAAAACCCUGAGGAUUUCUGUGUGUGAUGAAGACAAGUUUGGACAUAAUGAAUUCAUUGGUGAAACCAGAGUGUCUUUGAAGAAGCUGAAAAUGAACCAGAAGAAAAACUUCAAUGUCUGCCUGGAGCGAGUUAUCCCAAUGAAGCGUGCUGGGACUGCUGGAUCUGUUCGAGGGAUGGCACUAUAUGAGGGUGACGCUGACAAAAGUGGUGACGCAGAAGAGCGCGGACGAAUAUUGGUUUCCCUAAUGUACAGCACACAGCAGGGUGGUUUGAUAGUGGGUAUUGUACGCUGUGUGCACCUUGCUGCAAUGGACGCUAAUGGAUAUUCAGAUCCAUUUGUGAAACUCUGCUUAAAGCCAGAUAUGGGGAAAAAGGCAAAAAACAAAACUCAGAUUAAAAAGAAGACCUUGAACCCGGAAUUUAAUGAGGAAUUUUUUUAUGAUAUCAAGCAUAGCGAUUUAGCAAAGAAGACGCUGGAUAUCUCAGUGUGGGAUUACGACAUUGGAAAAUCUAAUGACUAUAUAGGCGGUUGUCAGCUAGGUAUCUCUGCGAAAGGCGAGCGGCUCAAGCACUGGUAUGAAUGCCUCAAGAACAAGGACAAGAAGAUUGAGCGCUGGCACACUCUUUUAAAUGAGAACCAUGUUGCAAGUGAUUAGGUUCUUUGUGCACAACGUCCUCUUUCGCACCAAGUCCUAUGUUUCUCCUCCUUUUACAAGUCUUGUCUUCCAGCUGGCCACUUUGGGAAAGCUUUAUUCUGCACAGAUGCAUUCCACACUCCUGUCCCCACCUUCCAGAUGUAUGUCACACUUUUAUGAAGACAAAAGAGACAGUCAAGGGUGUCUCCCCUAAUGUUUUCUUUGAUGGUUUAAGAGAGGUGGUUAUCCAUUUUGUCUGUAUAUGCCUAUAUAAAUAUAUAUAUAUAUAUAUAAAUAUUUAAAUGUUUCACCAUUAUGAAAGUACAGAUAGGGUCAAAGGGGGGAAAAAGCAUACUUAUAAAAAAAAAAAAAAUUAUAUUUUUUAAAGUUGCCCUUGCGUCCAGUACAGUUACUCUCAUAACAUAAGUUUAAAGUUUUUCUUCAUCUUCCUGGGGAUGAAAAACUAGCACUUACUUUAUUUUGGUGUGUCCCCUUUUAAUAUAUAGGAGGAUAAGUAAAGACAGUAUUAUUCAUAAACACAAAAGAAAGCAUGUAUUAAAUAGUUAUGACAUGUUUUUAAAAUCUUUCUGAAGAAAUGUUACACUGCAUUGCUUUGUUCCUGUGAUGAUGUCCCUUUCCCUCACUAGACAGGGAAACAAACUUCUUUAUUAAAUUAAAAAAAGUUGCCCCCCAUCAGCAGUGAUAGUUUCAUGCCUCGCACCCGCUUUAUGUAUCGAUUCAUGCUGUGACUGGCUUAGCAAAUCGCUAUACCGAUUUUUGAUUUUUUUUUCCCAAGGGGAAUUCGCGUGAUCAUUUGGCCCGACUUGCAAAUGGACACGGAUCAUUGCGUUUAGGAAACUUCUUUCUUGUCUUUUUGUUUAACGCCGUACGGCUGCCUUUUGUGUUAACUUUCAUCGCAGUUCUUUUGCCGUGAGAAUCGAUGGAAGAUCUAAAUGGUAUGGUCAAGAUCUGUUUGUUUAAGUCCUGAGUUGUGAGCAAGUGUGAUACUAGUUAUCUGCAGACUAGUGUCCUUUCUUUCCUAAAUUGUGAAUGGCGGUCUGUAGUCAGACUUAUCGAGAGACAAGGUGAUGCUUGUUAUCCCACCCAGCCCAAGAUAAGAAAACGAAUGAGAUUUUGUUUGUUUAUCGGCUUUUUUUUUUUUAUGUCAGCACAGUAACGUUUCUAAAACAAGUUGUAGGAACAGGCGUAUAUUAGUUGACUGGGGUUGCCACCAAAUGAGUGCAGUCUGUUUCUGACGCACGACUACUAAACGCAGAGUCUUUGGGGAGAAUGGAAACCUGCCCAGUUCUUGUGAGGCUGAUUUGUAGACCUCUUUUGGAGUGCAGAAGCUAUUAGAACACUUUGUUGUCUUUGUAUGUUACUUUUAGCCUUAAAGUAGUUUACUCAAAAUCAUGCUACUUAGGACACAAUGCGUAUGUGCAGGCAGCAUUAUGUCUGUUUAGUGACACAAGUUUUCCUUCAUUUUUUCAUUUUGUUUCCCUCAGAAGUUGAAAAAACAGACUUGUAAUAAUUCAUAGACUGGUUAGUGACAUGUACUGAACUUGAAAAUGGGUCAUCGUUGGUAAUUAAGCCUCUGUUACAUCAAGUUCAAUGGCCAUAAAUAAACGAUCUUCUGUUCACGAAAGCUGAAUGGCUGCUGCAGAAGUGCAGCUCUUCCCUUUGCUAAUGCCAGCCUGCAUGUUAGCCAUAAUAAAGCCUGAAGGUGUUGCUAUCUAUCACUGCUACAGAAAGAAAAGCACACAAUGUACAAUGUAUGAUCUCAUUCUUUAUACUGUAGUCUUGCAGAUGUUUCUUCACUCCCUAUGCAUGAAGCUUCUUGUGAAAUGAAUGACCUUCUUUCUUCUCUUGAGUAAUGCUUCUUGAACAAGCUUCUAUUAACCUGUCUAUUACGACAACAGUCCUCUGAACACUGGCUGAUGACAAUUUCGGAUUAUAAUGCUUGUAUUCAAUACUACGCACCUUACUGAGUGAUACGUUUGGCACAUAGAAUUUUGGGGGUUUGUGCCUCAUCUGUGCUAUCUUAGCCAGCCAUCAUCCAGUGUCCCUUUCCUGUGUUUCUGAAUCUGUACACCAACUGAGUCACCUUCUUCACUGUAUUUGUGUCAAAAGUGUCAUCUCUGGCUAUAUCGGGUUAAAGGAUACAUCAGUAUGUGAUAAGGUAUAAAUCACUCAGUGUGCCUGUGUGCAGAGAUCAUUUUAAUGUGCGACCUCAUUUUGCAAAGAUGUCCUCCGAGCCACGGUGAUUGUUACGGAUACAUUCAUUUAAUAAACUAGAGGUCUGCUGCCAACAUUCACUUGCUGGAGUUUUGUUCAGUUGAACUGACAUAUUGUGACCCUAAAUACAGACCAAUAUCUCAUAAUAACUUCAAUACUGAUAAACUAAAAUGAUAUUUAUGACCAGUA